This is a messenger RNA of Hypanus sabinus (Atlantic stingray), 5147 nucleotides long. RefSeq names its product E3 ubiquitin-protein ligase MGRN1-like. Bases 284 to 1948 code for a protein of 554 amino acids. Gene Ontology annotation, molecular function: ubiquitin protein ligase activity. Gene Ontology annotation, cellular component: nucleus; plasma membrane; early endosome. The record is from RefSeq and is a predicted model, not a curated record. NCBI's taxonomy places the organism in Eukaryota, Metazoa, Chordata, Chondrichthyes, Myliobatiformes, Dasyatidae. The transcript is spliced from 16 exons. Gene Ontology annotation, biological process: negative regulation of G protein-coupled receptor signaling pathway; protein ubiquitination; endosome to lysosome transport.
AAGUUUGCGACAGUGUUUUAUGACCGAACGGAAAAUGGUCGAUUGUUGCUGUUUUCCUCCCUCUUCAUGAAAUAUGCAUUAGGUUAAGGGCACCCGGUGAUUAACCGCUGGACUUUCUAUUGCUUUUGGUGUUGGGUCAGUGGCUUUACUGCCCGAAGAUCACGGCUGGUUUGGCGACGGACUGGGACUGGGAGCUGUGAUCGGAACCAUUCGCUGUACCGCCAGGCUUCCAGGCCCUCGCAAGCUGCCUGCUGGCAUCGCAUUCUUCAGCCGCGGGAGCAAGAUGGGUUCGAUGUUGAGUAGGAGGAUCGCAGGGGUUGAAGACAUCGAUAUCCAGGCCAACUCGGCUUACAGAUACCCGCCGAAGUCGGGGAAUUAUUUUGCAAGUCAUUUCUUCAUGGGUGGUGAGAAGUUUGAUACGCCGCAUCCUGAAGGUUAUCUUUUUGGUGAGAACAUGGAUUUGAACUUCCUGGGAAAUCGCCCUGUGCAGUUUCCAUAUGUGACACCAGCUGCUCACGAGCCUGUGAAGACCUUGCGCAGUUUGGUUAAUAUUCGAAAAGACUCUCUUCGGUUGGUCAGGUACAAGGAUGAAGCUGAUGGUCCCCCUGAAGAAAAUUCUAAGCCGAAAGUGCUAUACAACGUGGAAUUUACUUUUGAUGCUGAUGCACGUGUUGCCAUAACGAUCUACUGCCAGGCAACAGAGGAGUUCCAGAGUGGUAUGGCAGUAUAUACAUCAAGGCACCCGUCCAUGCAAUCUGAGACCAUCCAUUACAAGAGAGGAGUGAGCCAGCACUUCUCUCUACCUUCUUUUAAAAUUGACUUCUCUGAGUGGAAGGAAGAUGAGUUAAACUUUGAUCUUGAAAAAGGAGUGUUUCCUCUAGUCAUUCGGGCUGUGGUAGAUGAAGUGGAUGAAUACUCUGGCCAUGCUCAUAUUCUUUUGGCUGCAAUGGAAAAACAUGUUGAUGGAAGCUUUUCUGUGAAGCCCUUAAAGCAAAAGCAGAUUGUUGACCGAGUCAGUUAUUUAUUACAAGAAAUAUAUGGUAUUGAAAACAAGAAUAACCAAGAAACAAAGCCUUCAGAUGAUGAGAAUAGUGACAACAGCAAUGAAUGUGUUGUGUGCCUGUCUGAUCUACGGGACACUUUAAUCCUUCCUUGUAGACAUCUGUGCUUAUGCAGCACCUGUGCAGACACAUUACGUUACCAGGCUAAUAACUGUCCUAUCUGCAGGCUACCAUUUCGAGCAUUGUUGCAGAUCCGAGCUGUGAGAAAGAAGCCUGGGGCUUUGUCACCAGUAUCAUUUAGUCCUGUUUUGGCACAAACUAUGGAUCAUGAUGAUCAUUCGACAUCUGACCACGUUCCCCCUGGAUUUGAACCGGUUUCCCUAUUGGAGGCUUUGAAUGGACUGCGAUCAAUUUCUCCAUCUAUCCCUUCUGCUCCUUUGUAUGAAGAAAUAAAUUAUUCUGGGAUUGGAGAUGGUUUGUCUCCAUCUAGCAGACAGCUGUCAACAAUCGACAGGAUGGUAGAUAACUGUCCCCAAAAGCCCAAACUGAGCAAAUCCUCGGAAAGCAGUCUGCGAUCUCCAUCUUCUCCCAUACAAGAGGAAGAUGAGGAAAAACUUUCUGAAGAUUCUGAUGUUCUGUUACAAAAGAAUGGACCACAGCUCCAGUGUGGAUCAAGUUCCCAAGAGAUUGAGUCAACUGAAGAAUCUCCGGAAAUGCACAUGCACAGUCCAGUUGACAGACCUCGCUCUGAGGAAAUUAUACAAGAUAGCAGCAGUGAAUACGGUAGCCAUGCUAAAGAAGAUGGUGACACUCCUCUUGCAAUUUCCCUGCCUGGAACUUCGGACUCUACCGAGAGCCUGAAAAGCCAGAGCACCAACAGUUCAUCUCAGCCUCUUCUUGCUGCCUCUAGUUCUGCUGUUAUAGAGGAUGAGAGCCAGGUUCGUUGAGCAUUCGACUUAGUCACAGGAUGACCAAUUGCAUGUGCCAUGUAAGAUCUGCUGUCCCUGUAUCAGUUUUGUCUUCAUGACACACUUAGUUGUCUUACUUUCUAAUAGUUCGCCAUGCUUUAUGGUGUCCUAAUUUAUCAUUUGCACCAUGCAUUUUUAACAUCCACGUGACUUAAACUUGCUUUCCUCUUUUACACUUUCCAUAACUGACAGUUCGACUAACCUAUUCCUCACAGUGGUCAGACUGUUCCUUUGUAAUGGUUAAUGUUCUGUAAUAUGUAAUACAAUAUCAUAAACCACAAUUGCUGAUUAGGUAAUUCAUAUUUUACUCCAAAUAACUACAUAGAAAACCAAGGCAGCUCAUUGCUCUUGCUCAGAUUUUCAUGUUUAAGGAAGUAGAAUUAAAACUUUUUGCAAUUAAAUUUCUCACUUAAAGUGCAGUGCUGAAGAACAACAUGUAAAGCAUUUAUUUAUUGCUUCAUUUAAUAUAGAUUGAAUCUAUUUUGGAUUUUUCCAUUACAAUAAAUAACCAUUGAUAAUGCAUGAUUUGAAAAAAAUUACAUCUUUCUUUCUCCUUAAAAAAAGUAUAGUUUGUCCUAAAGUUUGUACUUUGGACGGUAUACUAUCACCUGUGCAGAAUGUUUUAUUCCUUGUAUAGGUACCUUUUUUAAAAACUUUUUAUCUUUCCAAAUACUGAAAUAUUAGAGUUUACUCUCAAGUAAAGUGAACUGUCUUAGUGUGAUUAAUUCUGGACACUAAACAAUAUUAUAGAAUGAGGUAGAAUAGAGGAUCAUUGCUGCAGGCCAUUGGAAAUGUGUACAGAUGAUUAUUUUCCACUACCACCUAAAAUAAGACACUUUCUCAAGUAAUAUACUUUCUUCUGACCACCUUAACCUUUAAGUACGUUAAAGUUAUUGAAUAUAAUCUGCAGUAGAAUUUUAAUGUAUAGUCUGUGAUAUCUUGUAGUCUGUCUUUGUGGUGUCUACCUCAUUAACUCAUACAUUGGAACGUCUGUCUGAAGGAAAUAUAACCCACAAUUUUCCAGUGUAGUAAACCUUAACUAUCAUAGGGGAUAGGUUCCAGAAAAGGUUGCAAAUCUCAAAAACCAUUUCAUAAAGUCAGUGCUGCUUUGUACUUUUAUUGUGGCCAUAGCGACAGGAGGCUUGUGGUGUAGAAGUUGAUCAGCUGGCUUAUUACAAUUUCAAAUCAGACUGAAAAGGGUAAUAGAAACACAGGGAAUCUCAACAGCAAGGUAUCUGACACAGAACUAAUCCAAGGAUUGCAAUUAAAGAAAAAGUGAUGCAAAGUUAAAGAUGGCACUUGUUCCACCGGAGUUUAAAGACACUCUCGUCUGAUCCACAGAGAGCUUGAGAGUUGCUUAAAGAAGCUUUUAUUCCCUUAGGCAGUACCUCAAAAAAUACUAAAAGUCCUAAUUAAAAUAUCCAAGCAUAAAUGACACAGUUAGUAAAGAUAUAGAUUUUUUUUGCAUGCAGGAGAGUUAUCGGGAUAUUUAUUGUAAUUGGUGACUGUUCUAAUAUUUAAGAAGUGGGUCUAGAAUGUGUAAUUCCUAGUACAUUAUACAACUCAGAUGGAACAGUGCGAAAUCUGUCUGGUCAGCUCCUUUUAACCAGAUUGGAGAAAGUGGGAUAUUAAGAUAUUAGAUAUUGUUGAUGGUGGAUGCUGCUUCAUCUAAUUUUACUGUGAUAUAGCAGCCUAACCUGGAAUGCUGCACCAUUGGGUUACAACUAUAAAUUUACAAAACCAAGUAAAUUAGAUCCGCAGAUUAGUUUGCAGUAUUUUAACCUGAUCUAAACUGCAGUAUGCCAUUGCCUGGAUUCUCUAUUAUUCCCAAGCCAUCUAAUUCCAUUAGAUCUUAUUUUAAUAAACCCCUCCCCCCAGCACUAAAGAUUCAAAGUACCUUUAUUAUCAAUAAGUGUAUGCAGUAUACAACCCUGUCUUCCCCACCGCCAGUCAUGAAACCAAGAAAACCAUGCAACUUGUUCAAAGAAAAACAUCAACCCACCCCCCCCCCCAUACAACAAAAAUGCACAAAUGGCAACCAAAAAAACGAGUGAAAACACACAAAAUAUAAAACAAAAUAUUGAAAUAGUCCAGGCAUAUUCAGUUCAGCUCAGUGUUAACUGCAAGCUGCCCUGAUUAAAAAUUGUAUAUUAACCUCAGACUGCAUUUGACCUAUUUGCUUAAACUUUUCAUUAUGUUUGCAUACAAUUUGCUGAUGUUUUAUGCUGGUACUGCUGAAUGUUGGAUUGGUUCCUAAAGUACAUUCAUGUCAAUUGUUGAAUUUUAUUCUAAUCUCGCCAAAAGGUACUAGCUCUUUUGCAUCCCGUUUUGUUCUAUUUUCAUCGCAGUUCACUUGGUUCUCCAUCAUAUUUUUACACAUAAUUACCGAUGUAGAAGUAAAUGAUAAAAAUAUGCAGGUAAAUUAGAGCACAGAUAAACACAUACUUUAAAUGGUUUAAUAUAAUUCUUUACCCAGUAUGCACUACAGAUUAAAUAUGCUGUUUCUAACUAUGCUCAUGGUCUCUUCUCAACUCCAUUCAGCUCUUUUUAAAAAGCAUAGUAAAUGAUUAAGGUUUAUAUAUGCCAAGCAAGAUGUGUGAUGAAACCUUUUGCUGUAUUCACUUUCUUCUUUAAAAUUUGAAUUUUGGUCUCAUUGAGACGAGGUGAAUCAAAACUAUAGAGGCAAGGUUAAUACAGCAUAUUCAUUCAGCUCCAUCUGCUGACAUUGUAUCCUUAUUCUGUGCCUUGUACCUGAUCUUAUGAUGUAAGUCACUGUAAUAAAAUCUUGUCAUUUGAUCUGGUAAUAAUGAUUCAGCAAAAUCUUGAAUUUCAAACUGUUUUGAAAGAAAAUAGUAAUUUUCUAUAUACUGUAGUAUAAAUAAAUGCUUAGUUGAAUGUAUUGUGAAAUGGCAUGGAAAGCAUACAUGAACAGCAUAGAGUGGGUUAUCUUGCAGAAUCAUAUUGAUCUAAUUUUGUCCAUUGUAGAUUUUUAAUAUCUAGUCACUUAUUUCCAUAGUGCUUCAUUGCUGCAUUUACUACAGAAUGGAUCUAGUGCAUAAUUUUAAAAGAUUGAAGAAAUUCACUGUAAUUUCAUAUGAAUGUGAUUUUACAUUUGUUUGUAGGAUACUGUAUUGUAAUAAAAUGUUGCAACAUUAAAGGUUUUUGAUUUUUUACUCUG